Messenger RNA from Ilex paraguariensis (yerba mate), 351 nucleotides. The record is from the annotation of a GenBank genome assembly. Lineage: Eukaryota; Viridiplantae; Streptophyta; Magnoliopsida; Aquifoliales; Aquifoliaceae.
AUGACGGAGGCCAUUUGUCGAAGAGAAGAUUACUCGGCAAGAGAUUGGCUGAUGGAGAUCACUGUUGCUGUGUCAGUUUCUGCUGAUUGUAAAUCAGCCCCUCUAGGAACUAAUGAUAGCAACAGUGGACAAUCCAUCAAAUGCCGUCGAAUGGGCACCUACAGAGAUGAUAAAUCAGCCCCAGACUAUUCAAAAAAGCCAUAGAAGAACUAGACAGAGUGCUUGGAAAAGAGAAACUAGUUGGUGACUGGUGGUUGAUCGCCUGAGUGGUGGUUGAUCGCUGAUUGCUGAUCGUUGGUGGUUUAUCGCUGAGAGUGAGUGGUGGCUGGUCAUUGGUCGCCUAACUGUGAA